CAAAAAAAAGAAAGGAAUAAAGCGGGAAACAAAAAAAAGUGAGAAACGAAGAAAAAGAAAAGAAGUGAAAAAGAAAAGAAAUAAAACAGUGAAAGAAGAAAAAGGCGGAAAGAAAAAGGCGGAAAAAAAAGCAGAGGAAAGGAAAAUAAAAG
Molecule: messenger RNA, 152 nt
Organism: Racocetra fulgida
Lineage: Eukaryota; Fungi; Glomeromycota; Glomeromycetes; Diversisporales; Gigasporaceae
Source: the annotation of a GenBank genome assembly